GUUACAAUGAAUGGGCGAUAUGAUCUCAGAUUGCCUCAGAUUAGAUGCAAAGCAUGUGAAGCCACUUGGAGUCCUGGAGUGGAUGACCUGAUCCGUAAUGACUACUGGCCGGCCACUUCUCACUAUUCAACUGUGUAUGCAACAGAUGUCCUUUUUUCUUUUGAAGAGCUGAAGAUGGCAGCACCAGGGAUAUCUAGCCAAGCAUUUCUUAGAAUGCUGGAUCAACGCACUGUUCGCUUUGGCCGUAAUGGAAACAUCACAGCAGACAGCUUCCGGAAAAGCUUCUUGGAGUGGGAAGCUGUCCGAUUCGAAGUGGACAAAUUAUGCCAGGAGGACCACUUUAACUGCCCAGCAUGCAGUCCAGACAUGCUUGCAGUAUCCGUUGAUGGAAACCGUAAGCACUACAGAUUCAAGAGUGCAGCUAGAUCGGAGGAAAAAGCCAUCUUUGAUGGCGUGUUCAUCGCGAAUGAUGAUGACGUCGCAAGAUUCGUGGACUAUGUCCAUACCUCAACCAGUCAUGUCUCUGGAAGAGGUGUCUGUGGAGGGCAAUGGUCAGCGGCUCGUGAAACGUCUCAGAAGUCCUCAGGAAAAACAGAUGAGGAGGGCCUGGAACUUGCUGUAUGUCGUCAUGGGGUUCUCCUUCGUGCCCUCAAUAUGUUCAGGGGCGAAAUCUUUGCCUACCCCCUGUACCUCCAAAAGCAAAUGGCCUGUAAGCCAGUUACAUUUUUUGCAAUGGAUGUGGCAUGCAAGUACUGGCCUUACCUCCAGAGAGUGACAGAGAAAUGCCCUGAGCUUCAGGAUCUCCUCAACAUGAGGCCAUUUCUUUCUGUUUUUCAUGCCAAAGCUCAUGAUUUCAAAUGUGAGGUAAAAUGGAGUGGAGCAUAUCAGGAGGGGGCUGGUUCGACUCUUGGCGAAGAGGUGGAGCAGUGCAACGCCUUCCUCUCGAGGAUUGCUGUUACGACAAAGCACAUGUCAAAAGCGGGACGCAUUGACAUGCUGACAAUCAUGGCCAUGCGCUGGAACCAACAAAAGUUUGACAACUUGGCUUCUACCCUUGCCCGCCGAUAUCGGAAGGCCACAAUAGCCCUGCAAUGCCAGUUGCAUAACCUGGAGGCCAUGAAAACAGAAAUGGACAUCUCUGACAAUCAACUGGAGAGGUGGAUCAUUGAUAUCAAUGAGUGGGCAGAAGCAACAACAUCCCCAAAUGAUGCUGAUGUUGCCGCUGUUGCCAGCCGAAUUGAGGAGCUGGUGGCAAGUGUUAAGAGGAAGUCCCAGCGUCUUUACAAGGAUAGUGACGGAUGCAAAGGACGUGCCCGAAUCCGCCGAAAGAUCAGGGAGGAAAAAAAAAUCUUAAAUUCUGUAGUGGAAAAAUAUAACACCUUGGUUCCUAAUGCAGAAAAACUGACAUUGGACACCAUUCUAUGUGACGAGAAUGUUUGGCCAUGGCAGCUUACCCACGGUGACUCUGUAGAUCUAAGGACAAAGAGGAAGGCGUUCGACAUUGUGAUGGCAGUAAGGAGACUUGAGGAGGAGAAGAGGAUUCUUAUUGCAGAGAUGAACAAGCAUUGGAAGUCUCUUUGCUCCCGUGCAGACACCCUGAAGCAGAUGUCAUCCCAGCUUGCUAAUGUGACAUCAGGUGAAACGUGGGGCCUGCUUCAAGAUGGUAUCCGAGGUCUAAAGAGCUUGACAUUGAAGAACAAGCAAGCAAGCAACAGCCUGGCAAAGCAUGCAAAGACAUUUUAUGUUCAAGUUCUGACUGAAACAGAAAUUAACUUUGAUAGUCAUUCUGAGGAAUACGAUACCAGUAGUGACUCUGAGCAAGAUUAAACAUGGCCAGAGUCCUUUUUUCUGCUGUUGUGUGCUGGGGAGGGCUGCUGGGACAGGUUGGUAAGGAAAGCUGGUUCUGUGUUUGGCAUGGAGCUGGAGUUAAGUAGCAGUCUUCUGUCAUGCUCAACAUUGAGGAGGUCCUUUGUCCCCAGGGCAAACCAGCAACUCAAUUUCAUAGAGAAGAUUAGGGGCAUGAGUCUCACCCUGCGCCAACCAUUACAUCACUUUGUCUAUUGUCUAGUAUCCACUAUC
Molecule: messenger RNA, 2079 nt
Organism: Carassius auratus (goldfish)
Lineage: Eukaryota; Metazoa; Chordata; Actinopteri; Cypriniformes; Cyprinidae
Exons: 11
Coding region: 7-1827 (606 amino acids)
Source: RefSeq, a predicted model, not a curated record